Trichoplusia ni (cabbage looper) is the source of this 5162-nucleotide messenger RNA. It is a transcript of the gene nAChRa3, whose product is annotated as acetylcholine receptor subunit alpha-like. Lineage: Eukaryota; Metazoa; Arthropoda; Insecta; Lepidoptera; Noctuidae. The record is from RefSeq and is a predicted model, not a curated record. Gene Ontology annotation, molecular function: transmembrane signaling receptor activity; acetylcholine-gated monoatomic cation-selective channel activity. The transcript is spliced from 9 exons. Gene Ontology annotation, cellular component: synapse; neuron projection; postsynaptic membrane. Gene Ontology annotation, biological process: signal transduction; nervous system process; regulation of membrane potential. The coding region runs from base 3367 to 4938 and encodes 523 amino acids.
CCCCAGCCCGAGCCACUCGCAGUGCUGGCCAGCCGCGCGCCGCCCGCUGACCGCGCUCCGCUCAACACCGCUAGCCGCACGAACCAUGCCCGCCGUCGGUGACGCGACUGCCUGAGACCGACACACCUAGCGCUUCGCGAUACUGUGCUGUUAUAAUGAAUUAACAUUUGGACUGCUAUCCGAUAAACUUUCACUUAGGAUUGGCUUCGUCCCGAUCUGGUAAAUGUUAUUGAAUGCUUCUGAUGAGUGCACGGCGUACGCGCUUGCACGAGUGCGAGGGUGCUAGCCACCCGGCCCGAGCUGCUCGACGCCCGCAUGCUUACAUGUCACGACAUCCCACUAAAUGAUGAACAACGAAUUGUCGAAAAAUUUGCUGUAAUCCACGUGAUAACGCAGAACGUCAAACAAUGUUCAGAGUGGCUAGACCAAGACAAGAUUUUGACUGAGGCACCACGCUCAAUAUAUUCUGUUUAUCUAACUUACGACUGUUAUCAAAGCGUGCCAUACAUGUAAACUAAAAUAGAAUAUUGAUUAUAGUAGCUACACAAUAUAGUUACUUCAGUGAAAUAUUUAUGUGCAGUGCAAGGGUACAAUGGCGGUUUUUAUCGCCAAUAGCGAUAUGUUAGAGACGACGUCCAUAUAGAACGGAUACAAUACGUCGUACUGUCAUCGCUGUCCGUUGGUUCGAUAAGUGCAGGCCCGUGCUAAACGCGCCGGGAGUGCGCCGUACGUGCUCCGCGACUGAGCACAUGAGCUGCGAGCCCCUCAUGUUCACAGUUGGGGAAGCACAUUCCAUAUGAGGACACCGCGAGCAGCCUGUCAACUUCAUGGUGUCGAUAUCAAAAUAACAAUUCUAUUACUUUAAAUACACUUGGGGACGCAACUACCAUUAGGCUAGUGAAAUAUUUCGGCGAUAGAAUAUAAAAGCGCAUAAAAUUUUAAAUGAUUUUUACAAUACAUACGAUAUAAUAUAUCCAAGCUCUACGUAAAUGCUACAGCUGCUACGAUACCAUGUAGGCUGCUACGCAACAACGUACAUAAGUUAAGCGUGACCGGAGUAGAAUAAUGACGUGUAUCAAUUGGUACUCAAAUUUUAGAAGCUCUUUGAUGCUAAGCGUAAUGAAUACGUGAGGUAAUUCGUAAUGUUAGUGUAGAGCAGGCUCCGAGUGUGUGAGGCGCCGCGUACCGAGCACGCCGCGCGGCUCCGGCGAGGCGGCUCUCCGACAGGCCGCGGCUCGCUAACAUUCUCACAGAGCUCUUCCUUACUUCAAGGUGUCAUUGUAUUGUUCUGUCGAGAAUUCAUAGCAAAGGAUACCACCUGCGUCGCUGAAGCGGCGUCACGUAUAAUAUACAAUUGCCUCUCAGUUCUUAAUUGUGUUGUGAACACAGACUGUGCAGGCGAGUCUCCGCACGUGCCGCAAAGCUUUGCGCUCAUUUAAAACGAUGACCGCGACAUUUAGUAUCCUGUGUUAUUCUUUUCGUUUGUGGCAAACCAUUAAUGUGCGUCAGGGCGUGCGCUUUUCACCAAAUAUAAAACAAUUCCAAGCCUCACUGACGCAGGAGAAUCAAUCUCUACAUAUACAUAUGUUAUAUUGUAACAUGUUUUUAGUUCUUUUUUAAAGAAUAUUAUUGCAAUCUUCAUCUUAACAUGGCCCCAAUAUUUUUUACAGUAAAUUCGUAUGGUCGAACUUUUCGAAGUUAUAUGGUUACAACUUACUAAAGGUUUGAACCCCUGCGACACAAAAUUCCUUCGUGCGGGAGUCGUUAAAAAAUGGGGAAAAAAGACUUUAUGUAUGGUUACAUCAAUGUACAAUACUUCCAGUGCUUGCUACAUAAAGUACCAUGAUUUAAUUUAUGUUUAUUGUUGAAUUUUGUAUUAGUUUAAUUGACUGACAUAAUGAACGAUACUGUUUCGUGACGUGUAUUGCAGUGUAGUGUAAAUAGCAGGAAGAGGCCGCGCUGUCGCAGGCAGCACGCGCCGUGCCGCCGCCGCGCCGCCGCGCCCGCGCGUUCUUUAGCAUUAUGUUUAUGUAGUCAAACACCAAAACAAUAUUAACACUUCAUAAUAACGUUUGAACAGAUGUUCAUCCACACCUAAUAUUCACUUGUUCUGCUUUUAGCGUUACUAUUAAAUCCUUAGUCACGGUUUGCGUUGAUAGCCACACUACACACACAUCCUAUAUAUUACAUUAUUAUACGGAGUGAGUUUAUUUUCAGUGUAUUGUAAGACACCAGUGACAGCGGUUUCAGCCACUUACUCACAGGUGUACAAGUGUGGUUAAUGAUCAUUCCGCGUCUAUACGGAAAGCAUCAGCAGUUGGCUGUUUGGGGGCAUUAUUCUUUAUUACCCUGAGGAUAAUAUAGAAGCUGCUGAUAUACUAUUACACGUACUCGAUCCGCUCGGGUGACCAAAGGCUUGGUUUUCGCAUUUGACAAAUUAAAGGUAUUGAGAUGCAACGUGGCAGAAUUAGUGUUACUAGAAAUGUUAGAUAGAAUUACGCAACGCCUACGCUUCUUGUCCAAUAAUUUUCAAUUUUAUGUCUAAUCAUAUGACCGUACUUAAUUGUAUAUAGUUAAAAAUGUAUUGAAAACUUCAUUGCAGGAUACUUACAAAACACACAAUUAAAAAUAAAUGGUCAGUUCUUUGUAUGUUCUUUCUCUGAGAUCCUACAAUAGAAAAAAAAAACAGUAUAAGGAUACGUCAGCUUUGGUUCUAUGAUGUGACAUUGGGCUGUCGUCGCAUUAUCGCGACCUCUCUGUUAGUACGAUCUAAGCAGCGUCAGGAGCAACGGCCCGCGAACACUCCGACGACACAUUGUACCGCCGAACAUUGAAACAGCUUUCGGGCGCAUGUUUACUGACAGUCGACUGUAAUAUCCUCUUAUCCUCCUCGCAUCGUGCAAACCUACGAGCCAGCAUAUUAUAGGGUACCGCCGUGCCAUUUGGAAAUCCUUAUUAUAGCUCUACUAGUAUCGCAGGCUUUUGUGUUUUAGUUUAUGUCCUCUUUAUUUGGUCUUUUUUAGCAGGAAUAGCCUGAAAUGAAUACAAUUAUAAGUCCAUGUGUACGAAUUACUUGAAAUAAAACUAAAAAUUCGUGCUAGCUAAGAGCAAAAUAAAAAACUACCAAACUGACUUCCAUGUUUUUUGGAAUCAAACGAUCUGUUGAACGAGCUUUAAUCGAUCGAAAUACCUUCUCGCUUGAGAAGACGAUUGCAAAAUAAACUGUUAAGGUAACUGGUAAAAUGUCUAAAUAAGGUAAUGGAUCAUGUGACAGUUUAGUUAUUCGUUUCGAUUUUGAUGUGUGCAGACCGUGGGCAAGCGGCGCGCGGUGGCGGCGCGAUGCGCUGACGUCAUGCGCGGGCGGAGAUGCCGCGCCGCGCUGCGCCGCGCCACGCGGCCCCUCUGCUGCUGCUGGCGGUGGGCGCGCUCGCCGCGCUCGCGCCCUGCGCCGCCAACCCGGACGCCAAGCGCCUCUACGACGACCUGCUCAGCAACUACAACAAGCUGGUGCGCCCCGUGCUCAACGUCAGCGACGCGCUCACCGUGCGUAUCAAGCUCAAGCUGAGCCAGCUCAUCGACGUGAAUCUCAAGAAUCAGAUUAUGACGACCAAUCUUUGGGUGGAACAGAGCUGGUACGAUUAUAAGUUAUCAUGGGAGCCGCGAGAGUACGGCGGCGUCGAAAUGUUGCAUGUGCCCUCCGAUCACAUUUGGCGUCCCGACAUAGUUUUGUACAACAAUGCCGACGGCAACUUCGAGGUGACGCUGGCGACGAAAGCGACGCUGAACUACACCGGGCGCGUGGAGUGGCGCCCGCCCGCCAUAUACAAGUCCUCCUGCGAAAUCGACGUCGAGUACUUCCCGUUCGACCAGCAAACUUGUGUCAUGAAGUUCGGCUCGUGGACAUACGACGGGUUCCAGGUGGACCUGCGCCACAUCGACGAGGUGUCCGGCACCAAUGUGGUGGAGCUGGGCGUCGACCUCUCCGAGUUCUACACCUCCGUCGAGUGGGAUAUACUCGAGGUCCCCGCCGUCAGAAAUGAAAAGUUUUACACGUGCUGCGACGAGCCUUACCUGGACAUAACGUUUAACAUUACGAUGCGGCGCAAGACGCUGUUCUACACGGUGAACCUGAUCAUCCCGUGCAUGGGCAUCUCGUUCCUGACGGUCCUGGUGUUCUACCUGCCCUCCGACAGCGGCGAGAAGGUGUCGCUCUCCAUCUCCAUCCUGCUCUCGCUCACCGUGUUCUUCCUGCUCCUGGCCGAGAUCAUCCCACCCACUUCGCUUGUCGUGCCGUUGCUCGGCAAGUUCGUGCUCUUUACUAUGAUUCUGGAUACGUUCAGUAUCUGCGUGACGGUGGUAGUGCUGAACGUGCACUUCCGGUCGCCGCAGACGCACACAAUGGCUCCGUGGGUGCGGCGCGUGUUCAUCCACGUGCUGCCGCGCCUGCUCGUGAUGCGCCGCCCGCACUAUCGUGUGGACCCGCACCGCAGCCGCUUCGCGGGCCUGGUGAGUGCGGUGGCGGAGAGCGCGCCCUGGGAGGAGAGCUCUCCGCUAGCGGGUGCGGGAGCUGGGCCGCCCGGCGCACCCGCCUGCAGUGCGUGCCGCUCCUGCCGGCUGCACGACGCGCCCGCGCUCUGCGACGCCCUGCGCCGCUGGCACCGCUGCCCGGAGUUGAACAAGGCCAUAGACGGCAUCAAUUACAUUGCUGAACAGACGCGCAAAGAGGAAGAGUCUACAAGGGUAAAAGAGGAUUGGAAAUACGUGGCGAUGGUGCUGGACCGGUUGUUCCUGUGGAUCUUCACGCUCGCCGUGGUGGUGGGCUCCGCCGGCAUCAUCCUGCAGGCGCCCACGCUGUACGACGAGCGCGCGCCCAUCGACGUGCGUCUGUCGGAGAUCGCGUACGCGACGGCCAAGCCGCGGCCGCCGCCGCCGCGCUAGGCCCCCUCGCCGCGAGUGUUUUUUUAUAAUUUAUUUGUUACGGUGAUCCAGUGACUCCAUAAAUGUCCGUUUGUAUUUUUCCGGCGUUCUGGAUCGCCGCAAAACGUAAUUUUACGAUGUUGUAAAUAAUAUACAUACAUAUUAUAGUUUAUACGACGAAACGACACGAUCGAAUAUAAGUCGAAUUUCUUUUGAUAGAGACGAAAUAAAACGAUUGUUUAUAA